AUGAAUUUACAUAAUUUACUGGGUGCUUUAGCGUGGAAAACCGCAUUGGUUGGAUCUGUGCAGACCAUCGUCGACUCAAGAUUGGAGUAUGUCAAACUCGGCGCGGAGCUGAUUUCCUUUCAUGAUUAUGACAAUCUUAACGAUGCCAUCGACUAUGGCCGCUUCAUCCUAUCCAAGGGGCGCGAGAAUUUGGGGGAUCAAGCCAGUAAAGGAGAGAAUGCGUCUGCGAACGGAGAAAAUGGAAACACUCCACUUACCCGAGUUGCAGGUUUGAAGACUCAGACUCGCAAAUACUGA
Messenger RNA from Exophiala aquamarina CBS 119918, 297 nucleotides. Its product is annotated as alkanesulfonate monooxygenase. Lineage: Eukaryota; Fungi; Ascomycota; Eurotiomycetes; Chaetothyriales; Herpotrichiellaceae. The transcript has 2 exons. Bases 1 to 297 code for a protein of 98 amino acids. The record is from RefSeq and is a predicted model, not a curated record.